Messenger RNA from Triticum dicoccoides, 876 nucleotides. RefSeq lists its product as uncharacterized. The transcript has a single exon. The coding region runs from base 1 to 663 and encodes 220 amino acids. The record is from RefSeq and is a predicted model, not a curated record. Gene Ontology annotation, biological process: defense response to other organism. Lineage: Eukaryota; Viridiplantae; Streptophyta; Magnoliopsida; Poales; Poaceae.
AUGGCCUCCUCCCCAGCCGCAGCGUGCAGCCUGCCGACGCGCACCGCGCCUUCCCUCGACGCCGAACCUGCGGACGAGGCCGGCCUCCGCCGCCUGAGACGCCGCCGGCGCCGCCGCUGCAUCUGCAUCUGCGCCCUGGUCACCCUCGGCGUGCUCCUGCUCCUGGGCGUCACCCUCCUCGUCCUCUUCCUCACCGUGUUCCGUGUGCGCGACCCCACCACGCGCCUGCUCUCCACCCGCUUCGUCGGCCUCGCGCCCAGCCUCACCCAGCCCAACUUCACGCUGCUGCUCACCGUGGCCGUGCACAACCCCAACCCGGCCUCCUUCUCCUACGCCUCCGGCACCACCGGCCUCUGGUACCGGGGCGCCCACGUCGGGGACGCCCAGGUCGACCCCGGGCGCAUCCCUAGCAAGGGGGACGGGGUCGUGCAGCUGGAGAUGACGGUGCUCACCGCCGGCUUCACCAAGGACAUGGCGCAGCUGAUAAGGGACAUCGAGGCCGGGUCGCUGCCGCUGGACGCCAGCGCCAGGAUCCCGGGGAGGGUGGCCGUCUUGGGCGUGCUCAAGCUCAACGUCGUGGCCUACUCUGACUGCCACAUCGUCGUCGGCUUCCCGGACAUGGAGAUCCGAGGACAGGACUGCCGCGACCACGCUAAGCUCUGAUCAGCUUGCUUGUUGUUCGUUUUAUGGCAUGCCGCAUGACAGGGAGAGCGUGCUCAAUGGUUCUCGAGUUUCUUAUAUGGUGCAUGGCCAUGAUGAUACUUGAUCCUCUCUAUACUCUAGCGUUGAUGAAUUGCUCUUAUGUCUUGGUCUCUUCGUGUAUAGAGGAAACAGGUUUUAUUUUAUUUUAUUUUCCAAGGAAAGAAACAGAUUUGU